Molecule: messenger RNA, 1898 nt
Organism: Eupeodes corollae
Lineage: Eukaryota; Metazoa; Arthropoda; Insecta; Diptera; Syrphidae
Exons: 3
Coding region: 30-1832 (600 amino acids)
Source: RefSeq, a predicted model, not a curated record
GUUCAGUUCAAAGUAGAAACUUAAAGGCAAUGAAACAAUCCUUCGGACUGGGCCUGCUCAUUUUGAUAACAAUCAUUACUCCUAACAGUUGUAGUUUUGAAUUGAGUUUUUCCGAGGAAAAUAAAAUGAGUGAAUUCCUCAAGAAACUGAUUUUAAACGAUUUAGUGGUUUACACGAUGACUAUUCAAAUAAGUGUGGAAACUGAAUCGAAAGUUGCGAAAUGGAAUUUUGGGGAUACAAUUGGUGGAUUUUUGGCAACAGUGGAUGAGAGAAAUAUUUUAAUUGAAUUAAGAGAUAGCGAUUUAAGAAAUCGAUCCAAAUUUGAUUUGUAUGCUAGAGUGCUAUUUGUUGAUACUUUCGAGUCAUUGAGACUUCUGAUAUCUAAACAACGUCUAGACGAUCAUCAACCAUCAGCUGAAAAUGAAUUCUACUACAUCGUUCUCUCGCGGGAGGUUUCAUUUUACAAACUCCAAACUUUUCUCGAACAAAUUAUGUACUUUUGUUUGAAAAACUUCAUAGUAAAUCUUAAUGUUCUUGUUGAAGAAAAAGAUGAAGACAUAAUUACAGCUUAUACUUACUUUCCAUUUACACAAAAAAGCUGCAGAAGCUACUUACCAGUUGUUCACAAUCGCUUUAUCAAUGGAAGUCUGGAAUUUUAUGAUUACCAAACUUUUCCAUUGAAAUUGAAUAAUUUCUGGCAAUGCCCUUUGUUGGUUGUUCUAUCCGAAGAACCUCCAUUUUCAAUUAUUGAUGGUGAUAAAAUAUUGGGAAUCGAUGGAUAUUAUUUGAGGACACUAUCUGGUAUUAUGAAUUUCUCAGUCAAAGCAAUUUUAUCGGAAGGUGGUACUGGAAAAACAAGUCCCCAUGGUAUUGUGAAUGGAGCUUUUAAAAUGAUGGAAGAUGGUAUUGGAGAUUUAUCAUUGGGUGGAUCAUUUUGUUCAGUUCACAGAAUGGCAAGAUUUUCCUCGACAACCGAUUAUUUCACAACAUACAUGAGACUUAUUGUAAAAAUUCCAAAACCCUACAGUUCUUUAGAAAUUCUACUACUUCCUUUCGAUCGCUAUACUUGGUUCACACUCUUGAUACUAUUGAUGGCCAAGUGGAUUGGAAAAGUCUUCUGGAAGCGAAAUUCCAUUGAAAUGGCCACUUUGGAAAAAUCUUCAGCAAGAUUCCACAUACUCACUUGGCUCUUCAGCAUUCUCAUUCUGCAAAGUUCUUACGAAGGUUCAAUUUUCAAAUUUCUUCACAAUAGCCCUCGCAGAGAACUUCCUGAAAGUCUAGAAGAAGCUCUAGCUCAAGGCUAUAAGAUCAUAGCCCGUUCGACAUACUACACUGCUCUGAAACAAUUUACCAAUUUCUCUGAUCGAUUUGUAUUUGUUGAUGUUUCACUAUCAAAACUCAUAGAAGAAUUCAAUCGCAGCGAAGGACAGAAUGCCUUACUAGUUCUGGGUGAAUUAUUUAGUGGAAAUCGAAGUGAAGAAGCAAAGUAUAGACAUUUCAUCACAAUCAAAAAGCCCAUUGUACAAAAUAUUCUUUGCAUGUACCUGCCAAAGUUCUCCUUCUUAACCAUUGAAUUGAAUCGACGAAUAAAACAAUUGAAGUAUUUUGGGCACUUGAAGAAAUUCUAUGAGAAACCGGGAAAGAAUAAACAUUUAACAAAGAAGCAAAAGAAAAAUUUGGGGAAGGAUGUGAAUAUUAUGUCACUGAGUAAACUGUCGGGAGCAUUUCAAUUGCUGGGAGGAUUGAUGGGGAUGGGAAUUUCAGUGUUUUUUAUGGAACUCUUUUCGGUGAAGAAUCAAGCUUUGAAAAAACUUAUGGACUACAUUCACUAAAAAGUUGUCAAUUUUAUAAAAUGUCUUAAAAGAAAAGAUUAAAGAGUUUGGAAGAGAAAAGAAAGU